AUGAAUGUUCAAAAUCUUAACCUGGAACGGGAUACCUUUAUCACACUGAUGUCACAACGCCGUAGCGGCAAAUCAGUGCUUAUCGCCAGCCUGAUUCAUUAUUUCAUGGAAGCGGCACCGCCAGACCAGCGAUGUCAUUUUGCCUAUCUUUUUAGUGCCACUGCCGCCUUAAAUCAGACCACCAACCACAGUUACAGUUUUUUUGAUCGUAAAGCCAUUUUUAAUCCCAAACCAGAAAUUAUGAAUAACUUUAUAUCCAACCUGAUCCGGUCACAGACGCAAACAAAAAUGAAGUAUCAUGUCCUGCUGGUUUUUGAUGACAUUGUGGUCACCAAGCGUUACGAAGUCCUGGAAUGGUUAGCUAGUGCUGGUCGGCAUUAUAGUAUUACCGUGAUCCUUAGUAGUCAGAUCAGUAACAACGCCGUCAGCCCGACUAUUCGUAGCAAUGUGGAUUAUAUUUUCUGGCGUAAGUUAGGUAAAGCCGCGAUCCAAAAUAAUAUUUUCCCGUUUAUGAGCAUCUCCGAAUUUGAGGAUUAUAAACAGCUGCAUGAGUUUACCCUGGCAAACACCCAGGACUACCAGUUUGUUUUUUACAACAACUGCACUGAUGCAACUGAAGACAAGGUCAAGGUAGUCAAGGCUUAUCCCAUCCCUGAGCAUUACCGCUAUACGAUCAGAGCUCCCAGUCAGCAGCAAAGGCGGCAACGACGUCAUGGUAAUAUAGCUAUUAGGUGGUAA
Monosiga brevicollis MX1 is the source of this 738-nucleotide messenger RNA. RefSeq lists its product as uncharacterized. The record is from RefSeq and is a predicted model, not a curated record. Lineage: Eukaryota; Choanoflagellata; Craspedida; Salpingoecidae. The coding region runs from base 1 to 738 and encodes 245 amino acids. The transcript has a single exon.